Gossypium raimondii (Peruvian cotton) is the source of this 601-nucleotide messenger RNA. RefSeq names its product SPX domain-containing protein 2. The transcript is spliced from 3 exons. Bases 47 to 601 code for a protein of 184 amino acids. Gene Ontology annotation, biological process: cellular response to phosphate starvation. The record is from RefSeq and is a predicted model, not a curated record. Lineage: Eukaryota; Viridiplantae; Streptophyta; Magnoliopsida; Malvales; Malvaceae.
AUAUCCGCUUAGGCUCUUCACCAGUUAUAGGAACAGUGAGAUAGAGAUGAAACACGGAAAAAAACAUCGAGCGGAGGUAGCAAAAAGCUUACCUGAGUGGCGAGACGAGUUUAUGUCUUACAAGGCAUUGAAGAGGGAAGUGAAACUGAUAAACCCCAUUCGUUUUAAUUCAAAUGGAAAGAAAAGGUCAAGAUCGUGGCCAACUGAAGAAAUGGGGUUUGCCCUGUUACUCGCCAGGGAACUUGAUAAGAUCAAUACCUUUUACAUCGACAAAGAGGAAGAUUACAUAAUCGGAUUCAGGGAGCUGGAAAUCAGGGCUGAAAACGUGAACGGUAAUGAAGAAAUGUUGGAAUUGCAGAAAGAAAUUUUGGGUUUUCAUUCAGAGAUGGUGAUGCUGCUACAUUACAGUGUCAUUAACUUUGCAGGGUUGAUGAAGAUCGUGAAGAAGCACAAGAAGCGGACGGGUGCCUAUACUUCAGUUUACUCAUUCUACAUGCCAAGAGUUCUUCAACAGCCAUUCUUCUCUACCGAUUUGCUUUACAAUCUUAUCAGAGGAUGUGAAGAAAUACUUGACCGUCUCUCUCCCCCCAGUCAUCCCUAA